AUGGUUGAGAGAGUGGCAGCCAUGAUGUCUGAUUUGGAGGAAGUAACCAAGAUUGAGAUUGAGAUGGAGAAAGAAGACCUAGAAUUGGGGAUUUUAGGAAGAGGGAACGAGAGCAACAAGAAGCGCGUCAGCUAUACAGCGGACAGGACGCUGUCUACUCUAGUCUGGAUCGACAAAAUAGCUGGGCUGGUUGAGUCGGUUCUUUUGGAGUUCAACAUUGGGUUCGCUGCGGAGAGGAACGACCAGCAAAAAUACGGCGGAGUUGAGCAACGUCCGCCUGGUUCAGUCUGCCUCUUCCAAGAUCGCCCCCCAUUCAUCGCGGGAGGUGCCAAAUCGAGCUCCACCGCCUCCGCCUUUGGUGCCGCCGGGUUCAGUCUGCCUCUUCCAAGUCCGCCCCCAUUCAACGCGGGAGGUGCCAAAUCGAGCUCCACCGCGUCGGACUUUGGCGCCGACGGCGGCAAGGAGCGGCACAAGGGGAGGCAGCGCAGCGAGGCACUACCUGAGUGCUCCAACGCCGAGGCAACGACCAGCGGCCGCUGGCCGUGCUGCCAUUCACCCCGAAGUUGUUCUGUUCCUACUGCGGUUGCCGCAUCGACGAGGGGCUCCACCACGCGGGCGUCCGUCGGCACAGCUACCUCCUCUGAAUCAUGGUUGAGAUGUGCACUUCAAGUGUUUGUUCUAAUGCCUGAAGAGAGAUUGCGUAUAAUAAAUCAGCGAGCAAUACCUAAAUACAAGCCAAUGGGCAUGUUGAUAGCCAUGUGUACUGGGAUCCUUUCGCAGACGUAUUUCGUACUCCCUCCAUCACCUUCCUCAUUAUCCAAUCUGCCGUUGCAGGUCUGGUGGCAUUGUGGUUGUUGGUGAUGGAAUGAUUCCAGGCCGCUUGAGGUUCUUGCCCUCAUGUCUACAGCAUCGUCUUCUGUGCUGUCGUUGCCUACGUCUCCUACUAGGUUAAUCCUCUUACAACAUGAGUUUCUAGCUCCAAUUUGUUAAAAAGGUAAGAUGCACAUUCACUCAUCCAUAGGUCCAAUGAAUAAAUCAUUGAACUGUAUGGCUUCAGUUUUCCAUUUUGUGUGAAAUAAAAACAACUAUGUCAUCGGAUCAUUUUUUUUCUUACGUGACCGCUCUUUGGUUAUUUCACGGUCAUAUUGUUGGUUUAUUCUAAAAAAUUUGUGUUCUAGAUCAUUGAUCUGUUGGGUCUUAGUGAGUUGCCACACACCAUUGGUGUUCUAAGUUAGAUUUUUGCUCCAGUAUAGUAAUUGCAUUGUGUCUCCUAGAAGUAUAAACGGCUGACAAAACAGAGGUCCUGCUAAAAUGAUGCUCCCUCCGUUCCAUAUUAUAAGAUGUUAUUAUAGGACGGAGGGAGUAGAAUAGAAGGUUUCUUGAUGAUGUAAGCACUUGAUUACUUUUUUGAAGCUUUGUUCGAAUGUUGAGAUGGAUGGUUAGUGCUGACAACAAUAGUUUAGAACUUUUUGUACCGCCUAUAUGUUUCAGCAUGGUCAAAUAGUUCAUUUUGUCUAAAAUGAUUCCAUCAUCAUCCCUCACGAUGAGUUAAGCUAGAUAGCAUUUUAAUGUUGAUGAUUCUCUUGACGAUUAAGUUUUGUGUAGCAAAUGCAAAGAUUGGACGUUUUUGUUUAUCUAGAUGGCUAGACCUACUGCUAUAUACUAGCUUAUGUUAAUAUUUGAGGCCACAAUGACUGCAUUUCCUGUUGCGGGAGUUAACUUAUGUGAAAUUAAUCUCAGAUGUUUCUUGACAUGUGUUUUGACCAUAUGCAACGUUGCUCAGCGCUUCCACAAAUUAUAUUUUUCUUGUGCUCAGUAUCUGUCCAUGUUUAAGUCAUCUAUCUAUUGCUAUGUAUUUGUACUAAACUACUAAGUUCAAUGUUGUUCAAGGAAUUUAAAUAUCUGAUGAGCUUCACAGGCUUCAAAUCCUUGCAUUUUGCUAUUGGUUUUUCCACUGCUCAACGGGUUGUUUUCUGGUUCGCCGUGUGAUUCGUGCACUGUUGACAGUCAUGUCUAUGUGAAAAGGGCGCAACUGACAUUGCUGGUCUGAGGCAUACAUGCCAUAGCCAUUAGGAUGGUGACAUGGAUACUUUUGCGAUAUUCAGUUAAGCCUGCUUUUCUGGGAUUUAAAAGCUCUAUGUUAUUCUAGAUUAUGCAUUGGUUUAUUUUGUAGCUUCUUUGUAGCUUCUAGAGUUUUCUGGUGUUCCCUAGGAUAGACUUGACAGUAGUUUCAUUGGUUUAUUUUGUAUGCAUGGUUUCUAAGCAGUGAAAGAGCCCCACCAAAGAAUAUUAACUCGAAAGAAAAAAAAAAUUGAGAAUUUACAGCAGGAGAGUUUCCUACUGUGUACUUUAUUAUCAAAAAAUUAUUACAUAAAGAGGCCUAUGUACAAGGUCCACCAACGUGGAACCCAAAAAUUCCUAACCUAAUAGAUAGGGAAACAACUUUGUGUCAACAUUUAUCGACUUACAAGAUAGAAAAGGGAGAGUUGCUACAAAAAUAUAUGGGCGAUCAGGUCCUUGCGUGGUGAUUGGACGUUUUCUUUGACUCUGCAGCCAAUGAUGGUCAGGUCUUGGGAAAAUUAUCUCUAGAUAUUAGUAUAACUCUAGAUAUUGCUGCCUAUGAAAAAAAAAUGUUGCUUCUGCACAUGAUUUGAGCCCACAGGGUUAGGUGUACUAUUUUCAGUACUUUGAAGUUAUGUUUAUUAAAAAUACUCCCUCCAUCUCAAAAUAAAUUGCU
Molecule: messenger RNA, 2737 nt
Organism: Lolium perenne
Lineage: Eukaryota; Viridiplantae; Streptophyta; Magnoliopsida; Poales; Poaceae
Source: RefSeq, a predicted model, not a curated record